AUGUACCUUGUGGGAAAACUCCCUUCCUCCAAAGACAAACAACAUUCCAUUCCAUUUGAUUCGACCGCAAGGGCUCUCUGUCCCGAUGGGCUGGAUCCUGAAAGCCAUGCCGGCCCUCCACCACACCCGGCGAGUACUUGCCGUGGAAUGGACCAGUCGCGCUGUCAAGGUCACGGCAUCCCCAAUUCCAAUGGGUUGCAAAAGAAACAAAGCUUCGUCCCUGGAAUAAUGGGCUCUCCAUUGAAAAAGAACGAUGCCGUGUACUGUGCCAAAUUUUUCAGUUCCUCCAUGACUAAUCCACCAAAAAGUUUGCCAUAUUCGGGAAAGACCACGGUAGAAAGUUCCGUCCGCCACUCGAGAAAGAUUGCAACUGACCGAGGCCCGGAAUUCCUCUAA
Seminavis robusta is the source of this 396-nucleotide messenger RNA. The record is from the annotation of a GenBank genome assembly. Lineage: Eukaryota; Bacillariophyta; Bacillariophyceae; Naviculales; Naviculaceae.